Messenger RNA from Manihot esculenta (cassava), 1229 nucleotides. RefSeq names its product E3 ubiquitin-protein ligase RZFP34. Gene Ontology annotation, biological process: protein ubiquitination; ubiquitin-dependent protein catabolic process. Gene Ontology annotation, cellular component: nucleus. NCBI's taxonomy places the organism in Eukaryota, Viridiplantae, Streptophyta, Magnoliopsida, Malpighiales, Euphorbiaceae. Gene Ontology annotation, molecular function: ubiquitin protein ligase activity. The record is from RefSeq and is a predicted model, not a curated record.
GAAUUAGCCUUCUCCGGGGACCAACUCCUCGUCAGUGAAUCCUACAAAUCUAUCCACAUUCUCUAACCAACUAGGUUUACAAAUUGCAAUUCCAAUUCUAUACAAGUCGUCGUUUCCACUGUCAUUUUCCUUCAAAUGCCACUUUUACCAUGCUUCGCCCACCACCCUGGAAUUAGAUUUCCGUUUCCUAUAAAAGCAAUCACAGCUCAUCUGGUUUCAGACACUAACCUCAGCUUUUACGAUACCUAAAACCCAAGAAACAGGAUAUUUUUCCAAUUUCCCAAGAAUUCGAUUUAUUGGCCGUAGUUCAAGCAACCUUAAUUUCCCUGGUAAAAGAUUAACACCUGAGGAAUCGAAACAGAUUCUGUAGAAGGACAAGCUCAUGGAGAGUUGUUUUGAGGCUGGGAUGUUGAAUUUUCGCCAUGAAGAUGCGUCUCCACUGGAUCUUGGGUUUGUGCAUUUCGGUAUAGAAGGAGAUGUAAGAUCAGAGCACCUUGUUGUGAUGAGACAUUUGAUUGCAGGCAUUGCCAUAACCAAGCAAAGGUCAUUUGUCCUUGUGUGGCACAGAACAAGAUGUUCAGCAGCACUGCAUCCAUUGUGGGGUUUGCAUGGGGAAGUAUUUUUGCUCCAAAUGCAACGUCUUUGAUGAUGAUGAGAAUUUCUUCCAUUGUAAUAGAUGUGGAUGUUGCUAUUCAAUCUUGUUGAAGGAUUCACACAACUGUGUGGAGAGCAAAGAUAUUACUGUCUUACCUUGUGGACACACUAUACAUUUGGAGUGUGUUAAAGAGAUGGAGCGGCAUUUCCAGUAUGCAUGUCCUGUUUGCUCAAAGUCAUACUGUGAUAUGUCUCGUGUGUGGGAAAAACUAGAUCAAGAGGUUGCUUCAACACCUAUGCCUCAAAUGUAUGAAAAUAAUAUGGUUUGGAUUCUUUGCAAUGACUGUGGGGAAACAUCGGAAGUGAUUUUUCAUAUUGUAGCACACAAGUGUUUAAGAUGCAAUUCAUACAAUACGAGACAGACACGAGGAAUUCCUACGUCUUGUUCAUCUGGGUUUGAAGAGAUGUGAGAUGAGUAGCUUCUGAUUAAUAGUUGUUCUUUCACAUUUUAGUAAUUUAUAAUAAUUUGUCUAAAAUAUCUGGUCAUGCUUUUUUUUCACAUAUUAUUAUUAAAUGACUUAAACUAGUAAAAGUAUAUAUGGAAAAUAAAAAUUAAUAUUUUCUUGAAAUUCAGA